This is a messenger RNA of Acanthosepion pharaonis, 1788 nucleotides long. The record is from the annotation of a GenBank genome assembly. Lineage: Eukaryota; Metazoa; Mollusca; Cephalopoda; Sepiida; Sepiidae.
AUGGUAAAGUCACCUCCUCACCAAGAUCAACCCAAGAAGUUAGCGACCUGGAAACUAUUUCAACCAAAAUGGAAACGCAGAUUUUUUGUCUUGUUUAAGCCAGCCCGAAGCCUUCCUGGACAAUUUGUCCUGAACUACUAUGGUGAUGACCAGUGCCGGAAACGCAAAGGUUACAUAGACCUUGAUCAGUGUGAACAGAUUAUUGAAUCCUUGGAUGUAGGGGAAUAUAAAUUUGUAUUGUCAAUCAAGACCAUCCAUAAGGGCAGAGAAAGGGUUUACUUUUUGGCCACUGAUACAGAAGAAGAUAUGACCACUUGGGUACAGAAUUUGUGUCAUGCCUGUGGCAUGAAACAAGAAGAAAACCCACCAGAUCUCCCUCAACCUCCCCGACCGCCAAUGCGGUCUGAUUCCGUUCGCUACCCACAAGGGAACAGUGCUGUGACCAUGCAGCCAAAUAAAUAUCAAAGUUCUCAGAAAACACCUGUCAACCAACCAGAUUCCCCUUACCUUUUUAUAUCGCAGUGCCGUUCAGGGGAUAAUCGCCGGCAAAGUGUUGACAGUGUGCCUGAGGAGCCUGCACCUCCACCACCUCCAGCAAAACCCAACCUGUCAGGAGAGGUUAUUAAUGAUGAUCACUAUGACCAUCCAAAAUCACCCGAUAUGAACAACAGUGAAGAUGAUGGAGUGUAUAAAAUGCUUCCUAGUAGGAAUUUAACCUGGAAUAACGGAGAUGUGACUAUGUAUGAUGUCCCACCGCCUGCUCGAAAUGGUUUUAGCAGGGACCGCUAUUCUUCAGAGAGAUCGUCUUCAGAAAUGAAAGAUGUUUUCUAUGAUGUCCCGCCUCGGAAAAUGGACUCUUUGUGUUAUGAUACUCCAAGGGUAAGGACACAAUCUGCUGACACGAAAACUCCUGUACGACCCCAACGACAUAUAUCAAACUCUGAGGCUUACCAGAAUUUACCAUUCAACAGUAAAUGCUAUAGCAAUACUUCCUCCUCCCCAUCUUCAACUUCAAGUCUACGCGGGUACCCACAGAGGUCAAUCAGUCAUAAUUGGAAGUCUUCUACCAUGGAACGGGAAAGCAUUAAUUUAGGUUUGUGCCUGCCCCCUCCACCUGUCUGUGGGUCGAGGGAUGAUCAACCUUCACAUGGAUAUGUAAAUGCACCUGUUGUAGGUCCAAAUUCAGGCUCUCUCAGUCCAGAUAAUCCAGAUGAGAUUUAUGUACCUAUGGAGGGUCCAACUUCGGAAGCAAGCUCCUCCCGUACUGGGAGGACAGGUGGGGAGAAAGCUUACACAGAUAUGACUGAAUGUGUUGGUACAAAUGAAAGUGUUUACACAGACAUGUCCAAACCAGGCCCCUGUAUUGGCAAGGACUCACUGUGGUCAACACAAACUCAAGCAGAUACAUACAGUAUUUUUGGAACAGAGAAAACCAAAAGCUUUAAAAAAGUUCCCAGUAAAACGGAUGAUUGUACUGCAUCACAAAUUAGUUUUAAUUCUCUGAGAACUCAACCAAAAUUGCCACGGAAAAAACAAGCACCUUUACCUGAUGGCUCUUCCUCUUCAGAAGAUGAUGGGGAAUCAACAGGGGGUUUGAAAAAAAUAUUGCAAAUGGCACCCCCUGCUCCAGGAAAAACAGAUUGUGGAGAACUGAAAUAUUUGGACUUGCGGCUUGAUGACAAUGCAGACACACCAAGCGGUCCCCCACCCUCAUGUGAAUAUCGGGAAAUUGAUUUUGUUAAGACGAACGCUUUGAGGAAUGUAACAAAUGCCAGAGUUCUUGAAUAA